CCGUCGAAGCCUAGGCAAAAGGGCCAUAUGAAGGUAUGCAACCUAGGUUACGCCAAGCUUUGGUUUGACAUUGUGAUGUCACCGAGGGACCUGUACAUGCCAUAUUGUUUAUUUACAUGUCACACAGUUUGAAUUAAAAGUUUACGAUGCCGGGUCACAGGUGUGCUGUCUCGACCUGCAACAACAGCAAAGUGAGCGUCAAGAAACAAGGUCUGGAUAUAAUAUUCCACAGUUUCCCCAAAGCCACAACACCCGAAGGCCUCAACAUUAGAAACCAGUGGAUUGACUUUUGUAACCGAGAUACAUUGAACGCCACCAACGCCAACAUUUGCUCCAUACACUUCACCAAGGAUGACUACGAGAGGGACUUGAAAAAUGAAUUAUUGGGUUUUAAUGUUGACUUAAUAAAAUUUGGUUUAUUAACGUUCAGGUUUUAGGUUUGCCCUGUAAGAGGCUGCUAAAAAAGACAGCUGUACCCACUUUGUUCAAGCCUUUUGAGGAGUACGAAGAAAUUAAAAUAAAGGUUAUCAAUGAUGAAGAGGAGGAGGCUGUCAGGAGUGAAGACAAAAUGUCAAUUGAGGACAAAUGCAAUGAACUAUCCAAAAAGCUGGACUGUUACAAGCUGGAGACCAGUAAGAAAAUAAAUGAUUUAAAGCAACAAAUUAGAUUUUGGAAAAAUAAGACCAUUUCAUUGCACAAGUCCCUUAGAUAUUUUAGACAAGUUGAUGGAAUAUUAAACAAAGUUAUGUUCAAAAAUCAUCAAAAAUUACGUACCAUGAUCGGAAUGAACGCCAGAAAAAACACAAGACGGCGUGUUAUACAAAACACAAACAACGAAUAAUUAAUAUAAAUUUGUUUGUACAUAUAAUUUUUUAAUAAUUAAAUGUUUCACUAUACAUAUUUGUUUUUAUUAACUUGUUUAAAUCAACCAAUCAAGUUGCGCAUGCGCAUUAAAAAAGGCGCGAAAACCUUAAGUGUCUUAUUUCAGUCUGUUCCAAACAAACCAGUCCAGUUAAGCCAUUUUAAAUACAUAAACAAUGGACAUAACAGCAAGAAGACGCCGCAAAAUCGUCACGGAGACCUACGACGACACUUACAAUCACGAUGUGUCCAUGUAUUACAACCAACCAGAAGGCAACAUCUCGUUGUCGGAAUUCGAAGAUCUGGCCCUGGAGAGGCUGCAACUGCUGCGCAUCAUUGAGCAAGCCUCCCUGAAGGGCCACAAAAUCUACUCAGAGGAUUGGAAGAAGUGCAUACGUGAAGACCUGUCAAAGGCACAGCUGCGGAAGUAUUUACGCAUGAUAUCCGGCUACUGCAGCCAGUCAGAACAAGACCACCAGGCCAGGAGGGCCGACUUCUUGUCGCACCACAUCCUCAGACUGGCCUACUGCAGGUCCGAAGAACUCAGAAGGUGGUUCCUGGCCCGAGAAAUAGAGUGGUUCAGGAUUAGGUUCCAGGCGCAGACGCCCCAAGGAGUGGUUAAGUUUUUGCAAAACAACAACCUCACCUACGUGCCCAUUUCGGUGUCCGACAAGGACGACAUCAAGUCUGAGCUGUUGAGGUCCACGGCUUAUUUGUCUGAGGUUGCCAUUGACUCCAGUGAGUUUUACAAGGUGCCUUUCACUGAAGUCUUACCGUUGGUUAAGGCCAGGAGGGUGUAUUUGAAGAGUGGGUUUGCCUACAUCCCCAGCAAUGAGCUGGUUGUGUGCAUCCAGGCCAAAUUCAGGGCCAACCUCAAUGAAGCACUGAAUAAAAUUUGCCACAAACUCCCCCACAUGGACGACGACAGGUUGAGCUCCUUGCUGACCAACAUCCACAAUAGUUACACUGGCAGGGAUUACACAGUACAAUCAGAUGUGGAGGCUAUUACUAUAGCACAACUUGAGGAGUUCUCGAAAAAGCACUUCCCACUUUGUAUGAGGUCCAUACAUGAGAUGUUAAAAGCCACCCAUCACCUCAAGCACUUCUGCAGGCUACAGUAUGGCCUAUUCCUCAAAGGCAUUGGUUUGAUGUAUGACACAGCCAUGGAGUUCUGGAGAAUGGAAUUCACCAAAGUUAUGGACUCAGACAAGUUUGAAAAAAGCUACUUAUAUAACUUCAAGCAUCAGUAUGGCAAAGUGGGCAACAUGACCAACUACUCCCCCUACAGUUGUAUUAAAAUCAUCUCCAACAAUGUGGGACCUGGUGAACAUCAUGGUUGCCCCUUUAAACAUUGGGACCCUUCAAUAUUGAGGCAGAAGAUGAAUGAACACGGGCUAAACUCCGAAGCUGUCUCCCAAGUGAUCGAUUUGGCCACACAGGGCCACUAUCAAAUCGCCUGCACCCGCUACUUCGACGCCAUCCACAACGGGCCGCCAGUGAACACGAUUAACCACCCCAACCAGUACUUCGAGGAGAGCAAAAACUUUGGCAAAGAGAAACCUAGCAAAAACAACUAAUAUUAUUCAUUGUUUUAUUUGUAUUGUAUAUUUUAAUUGUUAUUUAUACUAGUUUUAGUCUCCUUUUUAGUUGUUUUAAAGUAAUCAGAUCGUCAACUCGUUUUAUAAAAUUGUAAAAUAAAUAUUAGGCAACGAAAA
This is a messenger RNA of Aethina tumida (small hive beetle), 2576 nucleotides long. RefSeq names its product DNA primase large subunit (gene Prim2). The record is from RefSeq and is a predicted model, not a curated record. Gene Ontology annotation, biological process: DNA replication, synthesis of primer. Lineage: Eukaryota; Metazoa; Arthropoda; Insecta; Coleoptera; Nitidulidae. The coding region runs from base 1038 to 2438 and encodes 466 amino acids. Gene Ontology annotation, cellular component: alpha DNA polymerase:primase complex. The transcript is spliced from 6 exons.